Caenorhabditis elegans is the source of this 2498-nucleotide messenger RNA. NCBI's taxonomy places the organism in Eukaryota, Metazoa, Nematoda, Chromadorea, Rhabditida, Rhabditidae. The record is from the annotation of a RefSeq genome assembly.
AACUUAGCUGCCGUUAAAUAUAUGUUAGAAAAAAUUAGUAAUCUGGAAAAGUGGAACCAAUUCGAAAUAUCGAGUACAAUUAUCGACACUGUGGGAAUUUGUGUUGUCGACUUGCCCAAAUCCAAGAAAUCUUUUGACUAUGAAAAAUUUGAAAAAAUAUUUUCUCAUAUGGACAAACUUGCAAUUGAGCUACCAGACUAUAUUUGGAGAGUAGAGGAUAUUAUGGUACAAAAAAAUGCAGUCUUGAGUGAACUGGAAAUAAUACAAGAAAAAGUUGAGAAAAUAAUGAAGUUCGAUUCUGGAAAUUGGCGUCAAAUACAAUCCAAUUUCUAUAACACAAUAAGUUCAAACGAUAUUAAGUCCAUCAAGAAAAUUUCUGCAAAUGUCAGAGGAUUGAUAAAUCUUUACGGUAACAAUAACUUUGUUGAGAGAAUCAUCAAAACUCCGCCUAUUGAUUAUUUUAAUGCUCUUCUAUUAGAAUUUGAUGUUUCACGAGCUCUUUCCAUUGCAAAUUGUUUGAAAAAUAGAAGCUUUAAACUAGGAAAAAUUAAUGAAGUUCUAAAAAUCCUUCUUGAUUUCGAUUCGUUCAAAACUCCUGAAACAGAAUCACAAUCAAAUAUGAUUGGAUCUUAUAUGGAAGGACUUUCUAAAAUUCUGAAGCGGUUGAACAUUGCUAGAGACGAUUCAUUGAAGAGUUUGAGUGAUGAGACAAGGUAUUUGAAUCGAUUUAAUCAAUCUGAAGAUUUCAAUAAACCCUUGAAGAUUGGAAAAGAAGCAAUAGAGGAAUUACAUAUUAGCAAGAAGGAGAUGAAACUUUUACGAAGUAUGUUAAGUUCAAAUUAUAAUUUCAACGGCAAUUUCUGGAAAACAUGGGAGUCUGAAGGAAAGAAGAAAUUGAACGAGACAAUCGAAAAGAUGAAACAUUUGAAUUAUUUGAUGGGAAAUCAAAAUUUUGAUGAUAUUUCAAGUAUUGCGAUUGUAUUUGACGAAGCUGCGACUAUUAAUGGAUUGGUUGGAGUAUUCAAAAAUUUUGAUAAAUUUAAAGAAAAUGUAAAGAAUGUGAAAGGAAGUGAGGAGAUAAUAGAACGAUUGGAAGGCAUCCGAGCACUUCGUUUGGAUUUCACUUAUUACCACAAAGAACUCAAAGCCGCUUCAGAAAGUGUUACUAUUCUUAACAAUUUCCUCGAUGAGCUUUUUAGAAAAGAAACUAUUUGGGUACCGGAUUCAACUGAAUGGUAUUUCAUUGUUCUUAUUGUACUUGGAUCUCUUGUUCUUUUAGUCAUUAUCCUGAUUAUCCUGUACUCAAUAACUCCAAUUGGAAGAAGAAAAUGGAAACGAUUUUAUUUAAAUCGAUUUGCAUCAGAAGCAAUUUCAAAUUUGCAUUGGAGAUAUUCAUUCUGGAUUGAUCGAGAAUGUGAUAAAAAUUCAUUGUGUACAGCUGUUAGAGAAAUAAAUUUCGAUCAACGUUGGAUCAACGUUGGACGUUGGUGGAUAAGGGAGUGUUCAUUAAUUGUUUGGAAAUACUCCUCUUAUGCUGCUGCAAAAUAUGGACAAGUGAAGAUUGCUGAUUAUCUCAUUCGGAAUGGUUCUGAUAGAGAAGCAUUUAAUGUUGAGAAUAAGACACCGGAACAAUUAUUGACUGAAAGCAUGCAGACAACAAGUAAAUAUCUAACAUUUACAAGCGGAACCACUCCAAGUGAUGGAGUAACGAAGAGUAAAUUAGCUGAAAUGCAGAAUCUGCAAGAUAUCAAAAAGAUUUUCGAGAAGAACAGAGGAAAAGUGUUCCGACAAAAGCUUCCUGAAUUACUUCCAACAAUGUCUUAUCGUAUACGUAUUGAUACUCGAUUGACUGGUGAUACUUACAAAUCAUUCAUUGACUGGUACAAAGGAAAUGUAACUGAUCAAAUGUCUGGUGUAACUCAUUUCAUUGUCCAAACUGAUUCAAGUGGUCGUUUAAAUCCAACGAUUUCGGUUACAUAAUGUGCAUUUUCUUGCCAACAUUAAUGAUGAAGCAAGAAUGGAUGAGUGCUUGUUUGACCAAGAAAUCAAACUUCCGAAAUGAUUAUAAAUAUCGUGUGGAACAAGUGAAAUACAGGGGAAAAGUGUAUGAAACAGUUUUGAAGUGGGCUGAAUGGAUUCACAAGCAGAGAAUUCCCUACUUAUUUGGAGUACAUAUCUACGUGGCAAUCGAGAAGAUGUCUGCAAAUGAGAAGAUUCAAUGGAAGCAACUAGUUGAAAUGCACGGAGCCACGUGGAUGGAUCAGAUGCCAAAUAAAGCGAAUUUCAAUGAAGGAUCACACCCAUUCCAUCAUUUCCAUCUCAGACCACUUUUCAUCUUUCAUGACACGAAGAAUAACAUGGAUUCAAAUAAAAACGACAAGAUGUUCACUCUGAUGACGUAUCAUAAAUUUAUCAUUUUCAUGUUAAAGUUGGAAUGCUCCUAUGAUCCAGAGCGAAACGUUCCCAUUCCAGUUACUAACGUUUUGGAUGAAGAAUAA